AUGGGAGGCGGUGCGAGUGCCGGUGAGGACACCGACGGGCUGAGAGACAGCUUGAAGGAGGCGCGGCACCUCCGCUCUGAGCUGGGGCGGGCCUUCCGGGCUGUGGACCGCGCGGACUGUUGUCUCGAAGGGUUUAAGGAGAACGCGUAGAAAGACUUGGCGUGGAAGCACGGUAACAUCCACCUCUCCGCUCCGUGCAUCUACUCGGAGGUGAUGGAGGCCCUGGACCUGCAGCCUCGCCUUUCCCUCCCGAACCUGGGCAGCGGCACCGGCUACCUCAGCUCCAUGGCGGGGCUCCUUUUAGGCCCCUUUGGUGUGAACCACGGGGUGGAACUCCAUUCAGAUGUGACAGAGUACGCGAAGCAGAAGCUGGACUUUUUCAUCGGGACAAGUGACAGCUUCGACAAGACCUUGUGGUGUCACGAGGGUGAGGCUGACGGUCUCGUUCUCUGCACAGCACCCCUGGCGGUUCGCAGCCUCCGGGACCUGGCGCGCGUUGCCAUCCGGGGCACCAUUAAGAAGGUCAUCCACCAGGAAGCUGUGAACUAAAACGGGAACGGACUGAAGAACUCUCCCAGGUUUAAACGAAGGAGAGUUCGCCGCCGCCGAAUGGCAACGAUCGUCUUUUUGGACAAAGAGCUGUUUACCAGUCGGGUCUCCAGCCCCUCUGAUGACAUCAGCUGCGGAGACCUGGUAGAGGAGCGGCAAGAAGUGGAGGUGAUGGCGCCGCCGGACACCGCGCCAGGGCCCCUGGUGAGCUUCCUGCACGAGAAGGUCCUGGGCCUUCCUCUGCCAGGUCCCCUGAAGCAUUCCGUGCUCUAUUACAGAGAACGGUGA
Molecule: messenger RNA, 837 nt
Organism: Kogia breviceps (pygmy sperm whale)
Lineage: Eukaryota; Metazoa; Chordata; Mammalia; Artiodactyla; Physeteridae
Source: RefSeq, a predicted model, not a curated record